Messenger RNA from Emiliania huxleyi CCMP1516, 240 nucleotides. RefSeq lists its product as hypothetical. Lineage: Eukaryota; Haptophyta; Isochrysidales; Noelaerhabdaceae. The transcript is spliced from 2 exons. The coding region runs from base 1 to 240 and encodes 79 amino acids. The record is from RefSeq and is a predicted model, not a curated record.
AUGGUGCAGGCAACGUUACAGCCGGCAACGUGCAAGAAGGCAGCAAAGCUCGGCCACGACGUCCAUGGCCCGCGCGCCCCUGGCAGCGCCCACGGCAGCGCCCACAGCAGCGCCCACGGCAGCACCCACGACAGCGCCCACGGCAGCGCACACGGCUUGGCUGGCCAUGUCAGCCGCGCAGGGACCCUCCCGCGGGUCCAACCCGAAGCGCUCGACCGCUCGACGGCGCAAGUCGGCUGA